AUAAAAUGAUGCCUCCCGAAACAGCAUCUAACAGAGAUCACUACUUGUCUGUCAAGAUGCACCGGCUAUCGAAGCCUUCGUUCGUCCAGUGUCAUCCUAUCAAAUCAGACCUGAGGGACUCACCAGGCAUGGCUCUUGAGGACAUUCGUGACAUCACUGAAUGCGAGAAACCUCUUGCAACUUCGCAAAUGAUGUUAUUACCGACAGUGCUUGGAAGCGUAUACCUCGGAGAAACCUACUCGUUUUAUGUCACAGUGACGAACGAUAGUCACCAGAAAGUAAAAGAUGUAUCUGUAAAAAUUGAUCUUCAGACUACAUCGACGACCCAUCUUCUGAAUUCCGGGAACCCUCCAUUAGAAUCACUGGAAGCGGAUACUUCAAUCGACAUAGUACUUAAUCACGAAAUCAAAGAUAUAGGAGCACACAACAUCGUAGUCCAUGUGUCUUAUGUGACUUUGACCGGUGAAAAGAACAAAUUCAAAAAGAAUCAAAAGUUUCAAGUUGCCAAACCACUAGACGUGAAAACCACUUUCUUCAAUCCAUUGACCAACGAUAUUUACUUACAAGCCCAGAUCCAGAAUAUAACAAGCGUCCCCAUGGUUAUGGAAAGUGUUUUGUUCGAACCUUCGAGUCAGUACAAAGUUACAGAUAUGAACAACGCGUCUUAUAGCUUCGACGGUGUAUCGUAUAUGAACCCUCGCGAUAUGAGACAAUACAUAUACAAAUUGACACCUGAAAACCCAAAUGCAAUUCACAGGUCAGUUGAAGGGCAAGUGGCCGGCAAGUUAGACAUAACAUGGCGAACGCAAAUGGGAGAACGUGGAAGACUUCAGACAAGUAAUUUGUUGAGAAGAGUUCUGAAUCCAGGUGAAAUCAGGGUUACCGUGGAAAAGUUACCCCAUGUGAUCCAAUCAGAAAUACCUUUUCCAAUCACGCUGAAUAUAAUCAACUGCAGUGACAGGUUGUUGCAACUGCAGGUGCACUUUCAGAACUUGGAGGCGAACCCCCUGAGGUGGUUGGGAGUGUCGGGAAGGAGUCUCGGAUCUCUAGACAGCAAGACGGGGGCCUCGAUUAAAUUUGAUGCCAUGAUGGUGGCAUCCUACCCUGGCAGCCAUAUCUUAAGUGGUUUCAAACUGUUCGACUCUUUUCUCAGAAAGACUUAUGAUUUCAAUAAUAUUACAACUGUUUAUGUGACUUCGCAGUGAUUACAGUUUGGUGCUAAUCUAGAAAGUUGGUUCAUUUGGUUUCUUGAGUAUAUUUAAAUGAAAUCUAUUUUAUCGUAAUUAUGUAGUGUAAUUAAGC
Symsagittifera roscoffensis is the source of this 1302-nucleotide messenger RNA. Its product is annotated as trafficking protein particle complex subunit 13-like. The coding region runs from base 6 to 1205 and encodes 399 amino acids. The record is from RefSeq and is a predicted model, not a curated record. NCBI's taxonomy places the organism in Eukaryota, Metazoa, Xenacoelomorpha, Acoela, Convolutidae. Gene Ontology annotation, cellular component: TRAPPIII protein complex. The transcript has a single exon.